Molecule: messenger RNA, 1304 nt
Organism: Tetrahymena thermophila SB210
Lineage: Eukaryota; Ciliophora; Oligohymenophorea; Hymenostomatida; Tetrahymenidae
Product: Ras family protein
Exons: 13
Molecular function (GO): protein binding
Source: RefSeq, a predicted model, not a curated record
AUAAUAUCCAAAAAAAUUUGUUUUUAUUAAAGAUCUAUAUAAAUCUAAUAAAUAGAUGAAUAUGAAGAGCUUUAUAGCUUAUAUACUACUAUUAGCAAGCAUUUUAGCAUUUUGUUGUGCUGAGAAAGAAUAUCUUUUUGAAAAAACAUUUGAAGCACAUUAAGGUCCUACGAUAGGACUUGCAAUAUUCUCUGAAGAAAAAAGAAUCAUAACAGGAGGCAUUUUUGAUAAAAAAGUUAAAGUGUGGAAUGCAGACGACCAUACACUGAUUCAUACUUUUGAUGAUCACAAAGAUCAAAUUAGAGGAGUUGUAGCCUUAAAAAGUGGUGACAAAAGAUACAUUUUAAGCCAUGGAUUUGACAGUGUUAUUUAUAUAUGGGAUUUGUUUACCUUCGAGCUAGUUCAUAAAUUAGAUUCAAUAGGAAGAACAAUUAAAGUAUUUUAGUUUGAGGGAACUGAUUUUAUUGUCUCUCAAGAAGAAACUGUAUCUAAAGUUUGGAAUUUUGUUCAAGGAGGAGAACCUAUCAUUAAAAUAGACAGACCUCAUGAAAACGGUACUCGUCUGACAGCAGUUAUGACAUCAGAUCCAAUGCAAUUUGCAACUGUAGGAAAUGAUUAUAUUAGAGUUUGGGAUGCCAAAACCGGAAAAUAGGUAGCUUAGAUGAGAACAGCUGGGGCAUUAGUUUAUAGUUUAAUAUAUAUUAAACACCUUGAUCUACUUUUGACAGGUGACAAUGAAGGAUUCAUCUACUCUUGGUAUUGGAAGGUAGGCAGACCAUUUUAAAUUUACAAAGACUUCAGUGGAUUUUUCCCUUUAGAGUUAUUGGUAAUCCCUAAUAGCAACAUUUUGAUAGCAGCUGGGUUUGGAAAGAAAUAGAUCUUUUAUUUUGAUGUUACCAAAUAAAAUCAAAAACCUCUUUACCAAAAGCAAGGACACAUCAAUGAGAUUUGGAGAUUAGUUUAUUUAGAAGGUACUGGUUACUUUUAUAGUUCAUCAGCAGAUUAUUCAACUAAAAAAUGGACAAUUUGUAAAACAAAAUAUGAUUAUUACAAUCUUGAAACACAUACUUGCAUUGAAAAUUGUGUAGAAAAAGAUGAAAGUAGAUAGAUUUGCCUUUCAACAUAAAGUGGAGAAAAAGUUGAAGAAGAAAGCGAUGAAGUGGUUAUCAAGCUUCCUUUUAUGGAUGAUUUAAAUGAAGAGUUAUGAGUUUUUGCUUAUUUUACUUUUCAAAUUAAUAAUAAUUUGUAAAUAAAAUAUUUUGUAUUAGUCUUAAAUUAAAUUAAUAGUUAUUAAUAUUAUAAUU